This is a messenger RNA of Phaedon cochleariae (mustard beetle), 2448 nucleotides long. The record is from the annotation of a GenBank genome assembly. NCBI's taxonomy places the organism in Eukaryota, Metazoa, Arthropoda, Insecta, Coleoptera, Chrysomelidae.
CGUAUUGACGUCAGAGAUUAUUGUCAUAUUGCCUUAUUCAUGACUCAAGAAAAGUUUAAUAAUUCUUUUACAUCAAUAAAAAAUUAUACCCUACAAUAAUUAUUUAAUAAUUAUUGAUACCAAACAAGGCCACCCAAUAGUUAUGCUGCUUUCAAUCAAAGAGUGACAGCGAAUGUGAUGGCCAAUGGUACAAGAGAAAAAUGGGAUCCAGCUUUGACACGUCUCCUCGACACCCUCCAACACCCCUCGACCGACCUGCCCUCCAGCGAAGAAGAACUCGGCUUCCUGAGCCGCCUCCUGCGCUCCAAAGAGCUCCAUGCGCUCGUCAACGCGCACAACGCGAUUCUCGGCGACGGUCGCCGGUACUUCCCCGUCCUCUCCACCUCGUCGGAGGUGCUCUCCGACGUGCUGGAAGAGCUGGUGUCCCGGCAGCGAGUCGCCGACGAGGCCGAGGAGCUGUUCGCGCUGCUGCAGAGGCCGCACCUACAGGGAUUGUUGUAUUCUCACGACGCAGUGGCACAGAAAGACUACUACCCCCAUUUACCCGAUAUACCGUGUGAUAUAGAAGAAGAGGAAGAGACCAUCAAGAUAGUACAGCUGGUCAAAAGCAAUGAGCCCCUGGGUGCUACAAUAAAAACCGACGAAGCGACAGGGAAAAUUGUCAUAGCAAGGGUGAUGCAUGGCGGGGCUGCUGACAGAUCGGGGUUGAUACAUGUUGGGGAUGAAGUGGUUGAAGUCAACAACAUCAAUGUCGAAGGCAGAACUCCAAACGAUGUUCUCACAAUUUUGCAAAACUCGGAGGGUACCAUCACUUUCAAGCUGGUACCUGCCAACGGAAAAAGCGGUGCUAGGGAAAGUAAGGUUAGGGUGAGAGCCCAUUUCGAUUACGACUCGUCCACCGACCCAUACAUCCCUUGCAAAGAAGCAGGGCUGGACUUCAAGAAAGGGGACGUCCUGCACAUAGUGUCACAGGAUGAUGCGUACUGGUGGCAAGCUAGACGUGAGGGAGAUAGGAAUAUGAGGGCAGGGCUUAUUCCUUCUAGAGCUCUUCAAGAAAGAAGGAUCAUUCAUGAUAGGAGCCAGGUUUCCAAGAAUGGAGAGGAAAUUGGCCUCUGCUCCGUUUCGGCCUCCCCAGCCGUCAUCAGCUGCGGCGGCACCUUCCCCGCCUCGCCCAGAUGCGCCACCAAACCGAGGAAAACCAAGAAAAUCAUCUACGACGCCACGGAGAACGACGACUUCGACCGAGAGCACAUCGCCACCUACGAGGAGGUGGCCAAGCUGUACCCCAGACCUGGAAUCCAUCGACCAAUCGUGCUGAUAGGGGCGCCCGGCGUCGGCAGGAACGAGCUGAAGCGCCGGCUGAUCGACACCGAUGCCGACAAGUACAAAACACCGACGCCUUACACAUCUAGGCCGAUGAAGCCAGGAGAAGAAGACGGCAAAGAGUAUUUCUUCAUCUCCAGAGAACAGAUGGAAGAAGAUAUCGAGGCCGGCAAGUUCAUAGAAUACGGAGAAUACAAAGGCAACCUCUACGGCACCUCUUCAGAGAGCGUCAAAGAAAUCGUCAUAGCAGGUAAAGUCUGUAUUCUGAAUCCACAUUACCAAGCACUGAAAAUGCUGAGGACCCCGCAACUGAGACCUUACAUCAUUUACAUCAAACCACCCAGUAUAGAAGUGUUGAAAGAAACAAGGAAUGCUUGUCAUGCCAGAUCCACGUUCGACGUUCACAAUUCGAGAGGAUUCACGGAAGAAGAGUUCAACGACAUCAUGAAAUCGGCAUCGCGCAUUGAAUUUUUGUACGACCACUUUUUCGACGAAAGCAUCGUCAAUGCUGACCUAGCUUUGGCGUUCAAUCAACUGCUCAACGCUGCCAAUAGACUAGAAAGCGAACCGUUGUGGGUUCCAGCAUCUUGGGUUCAAUGAAAAAAAAAAAAAAAGCAAAAAUUAACGAGAAUUUUAGUCUCAGAUAUUGAACCCUAAGAGCUUCAUAAAAAUGUUGAGUAAUGGUUGGGGAUGGAAUUAUAUACAGGGUGUCUCAUACCUUAGAUCGUUUCUUUUUAUUAUACAAACUUCAACAUCUCAUGCACCGACUGACGUAGAUAUACAGGAUAUGUCACGACGAGCUUUUACUAUCUCUACAUCGAGAAUCAAGUCGGGAGAAAUCCAUGGAAAUAUGCAUGCUUAUAUUUUAGAAUACGUUCUCUUCAUUUGAAAUAUUUUCAGCAAUGCAGGGUUGCCGUUUCUAUCAAAAAGUAGCAACAACUUUGUUAUUUCGAAUAGAAUACCCUGUAUUUCAUUGCAUUUCCAUAUUCUCCCUGAAGAGCUGAUUUCAUCGAUAGAUCACACUUGGGAUCUAUCGGAAAUGAUUACACAGAUAUAGGGUGUUCAAAAUCGAGAUUUUUCAACUUUAGGAUUUGUUUGUGUCGAAACAUCAUUAUCGGCCAAAAC